This is a messenger RNA of Recurvomyces mirabilis, 1101 nucleotides long. RefSeq lists its product as uncharacterized. The record is from RefSeq and is a predicted model, not a curated record. NCBI's taxonomy places the organism in Eukaryota, Fungi, Ascomycota, Dothideomycetes, Mycosphaerellales, Teratosphaeriaceae. The transcript is spliced from 4 exons. Bases 1 to 1101 code for a protein of 366 amino acids.
AUGUGCGGAGGAGUGUUCACAUAUGUCCUGUACGUGGGCUCCCUAUGGUACUUCGACGAGGUCGGCAAGUUUGCAUUCCCCAUUGUGGUCGGAGUGAUCAUUGGCAUCGGAGCUGGAAUGGUCUUCAUCACGGCUGGCUACAUACAGACAGCCUAUCCUGAGGAAGGCGAGAAAGCCAGAUACGUCACUACGCAACUCAAUCUCCAAGCCGUUGGUUCCGCCAUAGGAGGAAUUAUACCAGUCGUCAUCAAUCGGGAUAGUGAUACAGCAGCCGGUGUACCUCGAGCUGUGUACAUCUCGUUCAUUGUGAUCAUGAGCUGCGCUGCACUGCUGGCUCUUUUGCUAUUGCCGGCGCACAAAUUGCGUCGCGAUGAUGGCAGCAUCGUGGCUGCAGACAAAGCGCGAGGUCCUUGGGAGGAACUCAAAGCGAACUUGCUGGUGUUCACGGACUUUAAGCUGCUGCUCAUGAUCCCUGCAUUCUUGCCGGCAGAAUGUUUCCUGGUCUAUUCUGGAUCCGUCAAUGGUCUGCAAUGGAUCCUGGACAACAAACGGUGGCAACGAAGGACUCGAGCACUGAUUGGUCUGACAGUUGUUGCAGUACCACUGGUUGGAGCAUGGGUGUGGGAGAUCGUUCGAGUGCGUGGGUACAAUCGGCAUGCCCCUUUGUCAAACCCUACAGACUGGAGUGAUCGUGAGUUCGGCUGGAUAUUUGUGCUCUUCACGCUCAACUGGAUCUCAUCAUCUCUAUGGCAGUAUGUGAUCACAUACUUCAUCGGUGCACUCACCAACAGUCCAACCACACUUGCGCAUUACGCUGGCGUUUUCCGGGGUGUCCUGGGGGCUGGUGAAGCGAUCUGCUUCGGUCUCGACUCUAUCCGGAUCCCAUACAUCGAUGAGGCCGGUGGCAUUUUUGCCUUCUACUGCGUGGGGCUUGUAGCCUUCUACUAUCUGGCAUGGUAUCAUAUCGACGAUAGCAAUUACUUCAAAUCUGGUGAAGAGGGAGCAGUGGUGCCGAACCAUAUUCUAAAGGAAAAGGGUCUGGACGGGCAGGAGAUGGUACUAGGUCAAGCUGCGAGCGUCCAGGUAGAGGUAAACAUGUAG